UCCCACCUCUUCCACCUCCAAAACUCUCUACUCCUCCUAUAUAUAAACCGAAUCCAUCGCCAUUUCUAAAACCAAUUCAACCAUUUCUAAGAUCACAAAAAACUCAACCAAAAAUGAAGAGAGAAGGUCGCCAACACGGUAUGGUUCGUACCUACCCAAUUUUACCUUCUCCAUAUAACCCAAAAACCGACUCCUGGUAUAUCAACAAGUCCAAUUCACCUCCAACCGCUGGGCUUUUCACAAAGGUUUCAACUAAGCCCUGUAACCAUUCCAAGUUCACAGGCAAGUGCGGUAGGCCCAGGUGCAACAGCUGCCAUAUUCACCCUGCUGGAAAAUCGAAGGACAAAACUAAAGGAACUCAAAAAUUAAAGGGACGUGGCGACGUCGUUUCGAAUUAUAGGUUGAUUACUUGGAGAGUUGUUGAUUCCAGACCUGGGUUGAAUUUUUCUGGGUUUUCGGCUACUGGACUUUUGGAUCAUUUGGAUAGUGAUUAUUCUUAUUACAUGGAUCAUGAUGAUGAUCAUGGAAUUUACUAUGAUGCCCCGAGUCCUGGUGAAGAUUAUUUUAACGAGGAAAUUGGAUCAGAAUUGGUAGUUGACUCCAAUUGGUCAACACCUGGUGUUGAGAUUGAGGAAAUUGAUGAAUGUGAAGACAAUGGGGAUGAUGAUGAAGAAAGAAUGAGUUUCUGUGAGGUGGGAUUUGUGUGGGAAAAGGUUGAAGAAGAUGGAGAUUGGUGUGUUGUGGAAGAAAUGUAAUUCGGUCCGUUCAAUUGUGUUUAUAUUUUACUAUUGUGACCUUUCAAUUGUAUUUACUGUAAAAAAAAAAAAAAAUCUUACAUCUCUGUAAUUGUAUUUACUUGUCAAAUAAAUUGAAUAUAUUACAGAAUUGAGAUGGCAUUGGUUUGUGAAAAA
Molecule: messenger RNA, 911 nt
Organism: Nicotiana tabacum (common tobacco)
Lineage: Eukaryota; Viridiplantae; Streptophyta; Magnoliopsida; Solanales; Solanaceae
Source: RefSeq, a predicted model, not a curated record